AUGGCUCUAAUCACACGCAAUGUCCUGUUGUGUCUCUUCCUGUGUUUGGUGUUCUUCACCCUCCAAGCCCAUGCAUUUGGUGCCGGCAACAUUGCCUCUAUCUCUGCGGUAGAGGGCAAGAAUUGGCGCCAUGGCGAUAUCGAAGACGUCUUGAAGACUGUGGCCUGUAUCCGUCAUCACAAAUGGAAUUCGAUGAUGAUCAAACGUGUCUACUUUGGGAAUUGGCUUCGCGACUAUUCUCAGGCCAUGGAUACCGGAGCUUUGAAGAAAGCACAGCCAGAAACCAUUCGUAUCUUGGUUUGGCUGCUAUCGUUUCUUGGAUUCGGGUAUGCUACAGCCGAGUUCGAGGUCACUUCAGAGCGCCUCGGAGUAUAUCGACCUGAAGAACAUAUUGACAACCCUAAAGACUACAAUGACAACGAGGAUGCCCGAAAGUUCGAUGUACGCCUCCGCGGUCCGGUCAGAGACAUUGAGCUACAAAUCGAUAUGGAGACGGGCAUGAAGAACUAUAUUGCGAAUGGUAAAGGCGAUUGGGCUACCAGCGCGGCUUUCGUCAAGUACAGCUUUGAACGUAGCAUCCACCACGGCCGUCUCUACACCAAUGGCCACGGAUUCUUUAAAGGGAAAGAUGAGGAUCUAGCUGAGGCUUUGAGAUGUCUUGGACAAGGCUUGCAUACACUGGAAGAUUUUGGUGCUCACACAAAUUACGUUGAACUGGCGCUUCGGGAAAUGGGCUUCCACAAUGUAUUUCCUCAUGUGGGAACUGCCACCGCGAUCAAUCUACGCGGAAAACAUGUUUUCCCACUUGUCACAGGCACUUUCGGGAUGGUGGAUUUCUAUCACUCGGUCCUUGGAGAGGCAACCGAUCAUUUCACCCAGAGUGAAGUGAACGAGAUGGACAAUGCUCUCGGCACAGCUCAGCAAGCAGCGCAGUCAUCAAAUCCUUUGAUGACAUUGGUCAAACUUCUCUCCAAGGUCCCUGGAACCAAAGGCCUUUGUGAUGAAGCGGAACAACUGCAAGCAAGCUCUCAGGCCCAAGCGCGUGCUAGUCAACACCAGGACUUUGGCGCGCAGGGGGGUUAUCAUGGAAUUGAGGAUUAUGGAGGCUCCUCGAGGGGGAUAGAUGACUGGGAGAGUAGUCGGGCAUCACAUCCCAGCUAUCCGUCGCAACAUCAGUCUUUUGACGCAAAUGCUUGGAAUCAACAGCCUCAAUCAGGUUAUCAGCCACAUUGGGAACAGAACCCACCUCAGUAUCAACAGCAAUCGCAGUGGCAUGACCAAGGCAUGCCGCAGAGUUUCAACAAUCCACCACCCUCUCAACAUCAAUCUCAAUGGAAUGAUCAGGGGAUGAACCAAAACUAUGCUGCACACGACCAAUAUGGCAAUACACAGCAGGACUGGCAGCAACCACAACAUCCGAGUUCUCAUCCCUCGCAGCCUAUGCAGUCAGCUAAUCCAACACAACCACAACCACCACCAUCGCAAUCCGGUGGUCCCAGUUCAACCGCUCUCGAAGGACUCUCAAAUUUUGACCCAGCCAAGACGGUCGCGCAGAUCUAUCCGAUUCUAGCAUUCCGAGAUAAAGUUGUUCGGACAAUCAGUGGCAUCAUCGAAAAGAUUCCAGGUUUGGAGGCGCUUGUCGACCGUAUCACCGAGACUUUGACGGUGUUCAUCCUCUCACUCUUGGCACCUUUUGUACGACCAAUUCUCAACGCAAUCUCCAAGGCACUGCAGACGGGAAGUGAGGGUGUUCUGACUUCAUCCGCAAAGCAUCAAUACGAGGUCUGGACGGAUCCACAUUGUACAGAUCCCACGCACUCAAUGCUGAGCAAGGACCACUUCAGCAACAUGCUGAACGAACCUGCCGGCAAUGUAGCGGCUGAGAUUCUCAAAUUUGUGGCUCCGCGAGUUCUAUAUGCUUGGGAACACCCUGAUGUCCCGGUGCAACAGGUCAUGCACGAUGUCGAGAGUAUAUUCCAUCAUCCCGCCUUAAGAAAUGAAAGACUCGAAGUCCAUCGGAGUAUGUUUGCUGCAGUAAAGCGAUGGGUGGACGGCUUACCCGACAGGGGACGCAGUCUCGAGAGCCUGUUGAGUUCAGACGGUGUGCGAGCUGGUAAAAACCACAAAGGAGGCGUUAACGAGCAUAUACAGCACUCUGCUCCAAGCACCAGCGGAGCACACCAUACAAGUUCUGGCCCACUGGGCGGCUUUGCGAGCUUCAUCCCAGGUCAACAGCAGCAUGGUGGCGGAGGAGGACACCAGUCUUCGUCAAACUCUGGAGCAUUUGGUGGACUGGCGAAUCUCAUUCCUGGUGGACACCAGGGCGGCGGCCAAGGGAGCAAUCCGCUGGGUAUGGUAGGCAACGUGCUCGGAAAUUUCACGGGGCAUAAACCGGCGCAACAACAACAUGGGGGAGGUGGUGGUCUGGGAAAUAUGUUGAGCAUGGCCGAAAAGUUACCUAUCCCUGGUGUCCACGGGGUCGCCGGCUCCUUGAACAAAUACACGAAAUUCAUGGGCGGGUUUCCUGGAAGCGGAGCGCGCGGUCUAGACGAUCAGGAUCUCGGAUCGAAUGGCAGUGAAUUAGGGGGAUCAAAGGAACUGCACGAAGCCGCACUGCUUGGAGAGCGCUCGGCUGCAGACAACAGAUCGCCCAGUCCCAUGCCCUUACAGCCACCUCCCGGGUACGAGCAAUACGGUCGACAAGAUGCUGGUAGUUAUGGAUACGGUCAAGAAGGACAAAACUAUCAAUACCAGACCGCCUACCAGGAUCCAUACCAGAGUCAGGGUCAGUAUCAUGGUGGCGGUGGCGGCGAAAGUGCGGGUUAUUAUGGAGGACGUUGA
Molecule: messenger RNA, 2841 nt
Organism: Fonsecaea nubica
Lineage: Eukaryota; Fungi; Ascomycota; Eurotiomycetes; Chaetothyriales; Herpotrichiellaceae
Exons: 4
Coding region: 1-2841 (946 amino acids)
Source: RefSeq, a predicted model, not a curated record